AUGGCGUUUCGUGUGUUCCUCCUUGGUUUUCUUUUGACCUCCGGUGCUGCCCCUGUUGGUUUAAAGGAUGUACAGCGAGCCAAGACCAAAAAGCCAGGUGCUGACUACAGAGGUCACAGCCAGGUGGCGAUGAGUAAAAAGCUGAACGAUCACCUGAUCCGGGCUGAGAGUUCUUCCUCUCGAACGUUGCCAUGUGAGAAAUGGUCCCUGUCCGAGCUGCAGAGCUUCAUGGCCAUGGUGGCUGAGCACCGCAGCCAUGAGCUGCAGCUCAUUUACAAGUCCACCAUGGAUCGUCGAAGUAUACGUUCAGAGUCCUUGCCAGAGUUCCGAUCCCAGUGGCAGAGAUUCAAUCAACUGGUGAACAAGCAUCCUCAUUUACAUGCACCUCAGAAGGAGGCUCAUUGCAGAGAGGCGGUGAUGUGGUGGGUGCAUCACUUAGCUGAGGAGAAACGGCAAGAGCUCCGUUCCCGGCCCAACUUUUCUGUGCCGCUGCUUCCAGAGGGAGCAAAGAAACCCUGCGGCCAGCUGAAUAGCGAUGGGGGUGUGGCCAUUGACAAUGGCAUGCUUGCAGAAUCUGCAUCAGAUGCAGAAGAGCUUUGCGCCAAAGUCAACGAGGCGAAUUCUUGUGAUUGGUGUCACUCCACCCAGGCAGACCAUGACAAGGGCGUGCCAGGCACCUCAGUGCCCGAUGGGUUGAAGAAGUUCACCGGGCCGGACGAUGGCAACCCGCAGGGCUGGAACCGAACGCGGCGCUGCGAUCAGGAUCAGAUGCCGCGGUGCCAACUUUGUGAGGGCAUUGGGGGCAUGGCAUACGGCGAUCCCAAUGACGACAUCAUCAUCACGCCAUGUGAGAUUGUGGCCAACGCCAGUGAAGUGGACCCAAAAACUGUAGCCAAGCCCUUGUACCCGAAGCAGUUCACCAUCAAGCGCAAGGAUGGAAAGCAGGGUGGCUAUUCCGACACUUUGAUCGGAUGGAAAACUGACCCCUUCUGCUUCGGAUUCUUCCCACAAAACGACUCCACGAAACCAAUGUGCUACAGAAGUGAGGAUGCUUUCAUCAAAUACUACGACAUUGAAAGGGAGGCGCAGCGUGCCGACUACACUAUCCACAAUGGAGGAUUGUUCGCAGCGUUCCCGAAUAUCACCUCUUCAAUCUUGCAUGUUCAAGAUCAGAUGUGGAUCCAAAAUGAUUUGUGGGGCGUGAAGCAGUGCAUUUGUUCGAACCCCUCCGGCAACCACUGCACCAAUCCUCCAUGCAAGGCCUAUGUUCAGCAUUGGGAUACCUUUGCAUCUGCGCAACAUCUUGGUCGCGAACGGAUUGGUGUCGAGUGGAUCCAAGAUCAUGGCGUGGGGCACUCUGCCAAGAUCAUGGAGCUGGAUCACUUCAUUCUCUGGGCACAUCAUGUUUGGACGGACCCAAUCUCCAAGCGCUUGGUUCGCGCAUGGAAACCCUUCAACGGUCUGCAGCUCUAUGACCCCGAGGCCUGGGAAGAUCAAGUUGAGGACCCCUCCGUGUUCGACUCGCCUCCCGAGAUGUGCAAGAAGGGCCACAGGUCGGUGAGGAUCCACUGUGACGAUGAUGGCAACUACCAUCCGAAGAAGUCUGCCAACACCCACAUCUUGGAUGCGCUCUUCCGAAGGGCCAUGGAAGGUGGACCCGAGGGCAUUUUCGAAUUCGCUUCGCAGCUUUGGGAAACCGCUUCUGUGGUUGUUUGA
Messenger RNA from Cladocopium goreaui, 1716 nucleotides. Lineage: Eukaryota; Dinophyceae; Suessiales; Symbiodiniaceae. The record is from the annotation of a GenBank genome assembly.